Molecule: messenger RNA, 2945 nt
Organism: Pogoniulus pusillus (Red-fronted tinkerbird)
Lineage: Eukaryota; Metazoa; Chordata; Aves; Piciformes; Lybiidae
Gene: SFRP5
Product: secreted frizzled related protein 5
Exons: 3
Coding region: 157-1107 (316 amino acids)
Biological process (GO): canonical Wnt signaling pathway; non-canonical Wnt signaling pathway
Molecular function (GO): Wnt-protein binding
Source: RefSeq, a predicted model, not a curated record
GUCCCGGCAGCCAGAGCAGAUUGGCUGCUGACGAGGCCUCCCUGGGCAGUUUAGAAAGGGCAGCGGGCGGGGGAGGCGCCAGGGCAGCAGCAGCAGCGCCGAGCCGCGCUCCCGUCCCGCUCAGCAGGCGCGGCUGGCGGCAGGAGAGCACCGACGAUGCGGCGGGAGGGUGUCCUCCCGGGGGGGCGAGGCACGGCGCUGCUGGCGCUGGCGCUGGCGCUGGCGGGUUCUCCGGGCGGCGGGCAACACUACGACUACUACGGGUGGCAGCCCGAGAGCCUGCCCCACGGGCGCUUCUACGGGCGGGAGCCGCAGUGCCUCGACAUCCCGCCCGACAUGCAGCUCUGCCGCGACGUGGGCUACAAACGCAUGCGGCUGCCCAACCUGCUGGAGCACGAAACCAUGGCCGAGGCCAAGCAGCAGGCGGGCAGCUGGGUCCCCCUACUCGCUAAGCAGUGCCACACCGACACCCAGCUUUUCCUCUGCUCCCUCUUCGCCCCCGUCUGCCUCGACCGGCCCGUCUACCCCUGCCGCUCCCUCUGCGAGGUCGUUCGUGACUCCUGUGCCCCCGUCAUGGAAUCCUAUGGCUUUCCCUGGCCCGAGAUGCUGCACUGUGGCAAGUUCCCCUCCGAUCACGAGCUCUGCAUCGCCGUCCAGUUCGGGAACAGCAAGGUCACCCCACCGCCAGUGUCCAAGAUCUGCACCCAGUGUGAGAUGGAGCACAAGGCAGACGGCAUGAUGGAGCAGAUGUGCUCCAGUGACUUUGUGGUGAAGAUGCGCAUCAAGGAGAUGACAGAGGAGAACGGAGAGCGGCGGCUGGUGGCUGCCCAGAAGAAGAAGGUGCUGAAGCUUGGCCCUCUCAAGCGCAAGGACACCAAGAAGAUGAUUCUGCACAUGAAGAAUGCAGGUGCCUGCCCCUGCCCCCAGCUUGACAGCCUCAGUGGCAGCUUCCUAGUGAUGGGCAGAAAGCUAGGCAGCCGCCUGCUCCUCCUUGCCAUCUACCCCUGGCAGAAACACAACAAGGAGAUGAAGUUUGCCGUCAAGUUCAUGUUCUCUUACCCCUGCCCCCUCUACCACUCCCUCCUCUAUGGGUCUGCACAGCACUAGGACUCUGCCCAUCCUGCCAUGUUGCAGGACUCCUGCAUUGGCAUCAUGCUGCCCCCCCCUUGCACCCCAGCUGCACCCCUGGUGUUCCUGGUUGCACCCCAGGACCCAAGCUCUCCUCCUCACAGCUCCUUGGCUGUGCCUCAGGACCCUGCUGUGCACUCUCAGCGUUUCCAGCUGCAUUUGUGGGAUCCUUGAUCCACAGCCAGGACCCCUUUUACCCUCCUGAGAGCCCCUCUUCUCCCAUGACCCCUGCCCAAACUCAGGAGCUUAGGCUACACCCAGAACCCUUGCUCUGCAUGUUUGUGAACUUUGGCCUGCACCAGAGAUGCUUGGCUAUUCCAGAGCCCCCAGCCCCAAAUACCUGCGGGACCUUUGCUUGCACUUAGGAUCCCUGCUUGGCCCUUCUGGGACUCCUUGGUUGCUACUCCAUGCUUCCAAAGUAUCCCACACCUUCACUUUGAGCUCACAUCCCAGCCCUGGGUUAUCCCACCUUUGCAGGCCUCACACAAGACACUGUCCCUACAGACUGCCCCCGUCAAGACUGACUGCCUAGAGCAACACACCUCCUGUGACAGCAUCUCUCACACACACCCCUGCCAAGACCCAGCUCAGGCACCCAUUGUCCAUCCACACCACAGUAAAUUAUUCUGCCUCAGACAAGCCUGUGUCCAGCUCCCUGUGGUUUGUAGGCAGACGCCCCUUGGGACACUCUCAUGGACCCCAGGAAGGAUGAGAGAAGACUCCCAGUCCUACCCUGGGGAGUAGGGUCACUCUGGGCUGUGGCUCUAGACCUGCUCCAAGUGCCAUGCCCAAAGCUGGGCAGCCCAGACCAGGUGAAGGGUGAGGUUCCCAGUGGUCACAGCAUGUCUGGAGACUCGGAGGGUGGUGAGGACGAUGGAGCAGACAGAGGCAUCACUGCUGCUGAAGCCUUACAGCUGUGUCUGAGAGCAGCCUGGCAACCAGCAUAGGAGGAAGCAGAAUCUGGACCAGGCAGCCUCCAUCCCUGGCCACCCCACCUGAAAGCCCUGUCUUCAGCUCCCAGCCAGCCCUUCUCAGCUGCCAGACCUCCCACUCCACAACCUUCAGUCUCCUCCAAGAAGGCUCCCAGUGGCCACCCACCUGCACUAGCUGGGAUGCCGCAGCAACACCGGCGCUAGGGUAUCCCUCAGCCUAGCCCCUAUGGCAGCAAGGCUCUCCCCCUCAGUUCAGCUCCUGCAGCCACCACACAAGGGUUGUCUCUGCUCCAGCGGCACCUCAGUCCCAGCAGGUGAGGGGGGCAGCCUGCCCAGCUCAGUCUUGUUUACCCAGCACAUUCCCACAUCCACCCGUCUCGACGGGUGAGGGAGGCACGAAGGCAGCCACCAAGAUAUUUACCCAGCACCUGGCUGCCUGACAUUGCAGCUUCUCACCAGAACUGGCCCUGCCACAGGGGAGCCUCCCAGGACAAGAAGGGAAUUGAGGCUGCAAGAUGCCUACACCCACCCUCCUCCUGCCUGAAGAGGCCUCUGGGCACUUGCCUUGUGCCAGGGUGAUCCCUGCUCCCUCUGCUCACUUUGGGCAUGGCCUUGGCCCUACUGGCUACUCUCCAGAGCCUCAAAAGGCACUCACAUCCUGCACCGACCAGGGUGGGGGACAUACCCCUGCCACAGCCUCGCACUGGGGGCAGGCAGUUCCUGCCCCCACCCUUGCUGAUGUGGAAAAUAAAAUGGAGAGAAAACUGAAAUAUUGUUAGAAGGUAUGUUCAGAACGAGGCUGCUGAGAAAUAAACAUCAUCAAUUAUGUCAUUUUACUGCAAAAUUUAAAGUGUGCAAAUAAAACCCCAUCUCCCACAGCCCAAA